AUGAUUCCGAACCGCUCCAUGUGUUUACUCGGCAUAUGCUCCGUUCUAAUCGUCUCCCUUUUAUCCAAUGCCGGAGGUCAGGAACGAAAACACCAGCACACGGUAAAAGGGAAGUUUCAGAAGCCGAAGGGGUGGAAGCGGCUCUUUGGUGUGUUAUCACACGUGACACCUCUCGCCGUCAGCACACACAAGGCAGCGGCUCGUAAUGAAGGAGGUGGCGGUACCGGUGAAACCGGAACCAGCCACGAGAAGGCGGGGAAUUACCGCCCGAUCCUUGACCUCCUCACGGUGAAGACAGCUUCCGUUUCAGACGUUGCGAAAACGAACAACGAAGGCAGAGGAAACUUUCAAGGCAAUGAAGUGAGAAGCCAAAUGAGUAUGAACGGGUCGUCCCAGCCACAGGGCGGGUAUGUGGUUCAUGUGUCUCCCAACACUAUGAGCUAUCUGGAAUUCGAGAGCAGUACGCGGUCUGAGGUCAAAGUUGUGACGCAGUUGCUGAGUCACCGUUACGACGCCAACAUUCCUUCAGACAAUUGUAUAGGCUACUUCGUUAGUGUGGAGAUACGUGCUAAGAAAGAUGUGAACUUGACGGCACUCACCGAGCGCGUGGCGCACGCUGCAACCAAUGGAAAGGAGGGAAACGGCGGUGGCAACCCAGGGGAUGGAAGCGGUACAGAAGAAGAGCAUGAACAAAAGGGGGGGUGGAAGGCUUUCUGGAAUGCUAUCGUCACGAUGCUCGACACCAGUAAUUUCUGUGAGUUACUACCAAUGGUUAUGCUGCGGGUGGAACCGGAACCAGAACCCCAACCGUACGUGGUCUUGCUCAACGCCCAACUGGGGGUGAGUGGAAGUUAUUACCGCGCGGGCAAAGAUUGCCAGGUGAAGGUGUAUAUCACACAAACCCCUAAGGAGAAGGAACGCCUCAUGCAAAACGUCUUCGCCCUGGGUGUUCCGCUUUUCAUUCUGUUAAUCACAGCACCAAUCACAUUUAUGUACGCGCAUGUGUUGAAGGAUUACCUUGCGGAUAUUGAUGUGGUAUUGUGGUUGGUUUAUCCGGCAGUGGCAUUACGGAAUACACUGGUACGCUUCUUCGCAUAUCUCUACCAGUUAGUGCAGGGAACACGCGCACGACGUCAGGAGGAACAGCGUCAGCGCCAGCUUGAAGAGCAACAUCGGCGCAUCAUGGAGCAAACAACCUUCACACCGACGGGUAUGGACAUGAACGAUGGUAAUAACGGUGAUGUUGACACAAAUUUGUACCCUCAGUCACAACACCUCGGGAGUCGAAGUCCACUGGAAGAGGAAGGAGGGCGUGGAAAUCCCAGCGAGCAAGAGUUUAGGGAGGCCUCGAGUGGGACAACAGCCGUUCGGAUGGAAUUUAUACCACCACAUGCACCGAAGGGGGGACUACGAGCGGAUGAUGUCGUCAUAUUGGAGGACAUGGUUGACAUGGAUCUAGACGACAACGAAGACAACACGCGCAGUAAUUUAAAGCGACCGCUCAUAGCGAGUCCGAAGAAGGCGCCCAAGCCGUUUGGUGAUGCGAGAGACGAAUAUGCAGGCUCCACAGCCGCCGCCGCCUCUCUAUCACGAAAUGCAGUGAACAAUGGUAGUAAUUGCAGUAACAACAACAACUAUAGCAUUUAUUCAGAAACUGAGGUUGAGCAGAGGAAUGCCGCACCUUCAGUACCCGCAGUGAGUUGUAGCGAGCAGACGAAAGUGGUUGGGGAUGAGGAGGAUGAAGGGGAGCGCAUCUGCCGCAUUUGCCGCGACGACGAAUCCGAGGAGCCAGUAAUAUCUGCGUGUGAGUGUAUAGGCUCUGUUCGGUGGAUUCAUGCCUCUUGCCUUGACAAGUGGCGCAUCGAAAGCACCAAACGCAACAUCCGCAACGUAGACCGCUGUGAAAUAUGCAAAAAGCCCUUUCGCGUCCCCAUAAGCCGCCGCGCUCUAGUAGUGAAGAAUUUAAAAGGAGUCGGCUCCGGUCUUCUGCUGGUACUCAGCAGCGUAUUCGCCUUUGUAGCUGUUACCGCGGGUCAGCGCGUAACGUUUGGUGAGAUGACCUGCCGCGCGCCGUGGCAUGCCGUUUCCUAUGGUACAAUGUUUGAGUUCGAUGGAGUUAUCCUCACCGUAUUCCUGCAAUUUAUGUUGACAAUGCUGGCGGCAUUUGCGUUUUCUGCAGUGUAUGCCAAUUUUCACACGGAUCCAGAGACGCUGGCUUAUUUGAUGGCCUUCCAAACUCUUCCCCCGUUUUGGACCCGAAGGAACACGUGCAUAAUAGUGUUGAUCUUCGUGGGUGGGGUGUUGCAAGCGUUAGCACUUGGUUUUUUGGUGAAGCUGUUCAUCUACCGCACGAGCAGCAUCGUGUGGUCGUGGGAGGCGUCGCCCUGUACCGGCGCAGUGUUGUUCCUCGGCUAUGCCACAUUCGGGACGUCGUUGUCAACAGUUAUUCAUGACUGGUUGCGGCGCCGACAGCAACGACGAGCGGAGGGACAAGCACUCGACGUAGAAGAAGAAAUGGAGGGCUCACAACAACAAGUGGUCGUGAAUGAAAUGCAGAACCGAGAGCAGCAACAGUUGCCCUAG
Trypanosoma brucei brucei TREU927 is the source of this 2583-nucleotide messenger RNA. RefSeq lists its product as hypothetical. The coding region runs from base 1 to 2583 and encodes 860 amino acids. NCBI's taxonomy places the organism in Eukaryota, Euglenozoa, Kinetoplastea, Trypanosomatida, Trypanosomatidae. Gene Ontology annotation, cellular component: cytoplasm. The transcript has a single exon. Gene Ontology annotation, biological process: protein polyubiquitination. Gene Ontology annotation, molecular function: ubiquitin protein ligase activity; zinc ion binding. The record is from RefSeq and is a predicted model, not a curated record.